AUGAUUACACAAAUAAUUAAUUUUAAAACUAAAAACGAUCUGAUACAAAAAAUUGUGGUAGAAAAUGGUUUAGAAGUUUCUAAACCUUCUGAUAUAGCUGAUUCUUUUAAUGAAUAUUUUCCAAACAUUGGUGUUAACUUGGCAUCAAAAAUUAAUAAUAUAAGUUGUAAUUAUCAUUCUCCCAAUUUUCAAAGGUCUUUCGUUCUAAGACCCACUACUGAAAUAGAAAUUAUUAGUACUUGCUUAUCUUUACAGAACAAUAAAUCUCCUGGUCAUGAUGGUAUAACAAAUGAAACGCUCAAAGUAACCAUUAAAUAUAUUGGUAAACCUUUAACCCAUAUAUUCAAUUUAUGUUUUCAAAAUAGAUUUGUCUAUAAACAACUUAAAAUUGCCCAUAUCAAACCGUAA
This is a messenger RNA of Psylliodes chrysocephalus, 408 nucleotides long. NCBI's taxonomy places the organism in Eukaryota, Metazoa, Arthropoda, Insecta, Coleoptera, Chrysomelidae. The record is from the annotation of a GenBank genome assembly.